This is a messenger RNA of Cuscuta europaea, 1814 nucleotides long. The record is from the annotation of a GenBank genome assembly. NCBI's taxonomy places the organism in Eukaryota, Viridiplantae, Streptophyta, Magnoliopsida, Solanales, Convolvulaceae.
GGGCUAAGGGCUUAGAGAGUCCGUUGAUUAGAAAGGUAUGGGUGCCUAGGCGCCUUUCACUCAAACCAGAAGCUAUGCCGGCGAUUUCAUUCCCUUCCCUAAUUAUCUACUGCCACAACUAUCACGUCCUCCCGCGGCUGACAACCGCACUCGCUCUUCCCCGCCAUUUAAAUCUUUCGUUCUUUUCCCAGUCCAGCUUUGGUUGCAAAGCUCAUUCCACUUCCUCAUCCUCAUUAUGUUCAGAAUCAUCUGCACAGCCUCCCAAUGCCCGUUCUGGCAGGUCUGGUUCUCUCGCUGGACCUCCGGUUCAGCUUGAUGGCGUGCAGAAAAUUGAUGUCAAUCCUCCAAAAGGAACCAGGGACUUCCCACCGGAAGACAUGCGUCUUCGCAAUUGGCUCUUUCGGAACUUCAGAGAGGUUUCUCAUCUGUUUGGGUUCGAAGAGGUAGAUUUUCCAGUGCUAGAGUCAGAAGCACUGUUUAUUAGGAAGGCUGGAGAGGAGAUUAGAGACCAGCUUUACUGUUUUGAAGAUCGGGGAAACCGUCGAGUUGCACUGAGACCUGAACUAACACCUUCCUUGGCACGACUUGUGAUACAGAAAGGGUACUCGUGCCAGGUUUUGAUCUCCAUGUUUUUUUCAUGUCCAGAAAAUCAGUACCCCUUCCACUAAAAUGGUUUGCCAUUGGGCAGUGCUGGCGCUACGAAAGAAUGACUAGAGGCCGACGUCGUGAGCAUUACCAGUGGAACAUGGAUAUCAUUGGCAUUCCGGAUGUUACUGCUGAAGCUGAGCUAAUUUCAUCCAUCAUUACCUUUUUCAAACGCAUCGGGAUCACUGCUUCAGACGUUGGAUUCAAGAUCUCUAGUCGGAAGGUUUUGCAAGAAGUACUGCGUUGCUACUCUGUUCCAGAAAAUAUGUUCAGUAGGGUGUGCGUAAUUAUAGAUAAGUUAGAAAAGAUUCCUAUUGAUGACAUUAAGAAAGAGCUUAAAUCAGCUGAGCUGUCUGAUGUGGCAAUCGAAGAGCUAUUGCAAGUGCUCAGUGUGAAUUCUUUAGAGAAAUUGGAAGAGAAGCUUGGGACUGCUACGGAAGCAGUUACUGAUGUGAAGAAAUUGUUUUCAUUGGCUGAGAAGUAUGGCUAUUCUGAGUGGAUUCAGUUUGAUGCAUCAGUUGUACGCGGAUUAGCCUAUUAUACCGGCAUCGUAUUUGAGGGAUUUGACAGAGGAGGGAAACUGCGAGCCAUAUGUGGUGGCGGACGAUAUGAUAGCUUACUCUCUACUUUUGGAGGAGACGAUCUUCCAGCUUGUGGCUUUGGAUUUGGCGAUGCAGUCAUAGUUGAACUUCUGAAGGAGAAAGGGCUUGUACCAGAACUGAGUCUGCAAGUAGACGACAUAGUCUGCUCUCUGGACCCCAAUCUCCAAGGUGCAGCUUCUUCAGUUGCAACCAUACUUCGAGAUAAGGGGCAGUCGGUCGAUUUGGUUUUGGAAAACAAACCACUUAAAUGGGUGUUCAAACGGGCGGCUAGGAUGAAUGCUGGCAGGCUGAUCUUAGUUGGGAGUGACGAGUGGCACAGAGGGAUGGUGGGUGUUAAAAUUCUUUCUUCUGGUGAGCAAUAUGAGGUCAAAGUGGAUGAACUGCAGUAGCAGGGAUGUGAUUGAUAUGCAGCACUUUAUAUCUAUUUAUUUUGUUCUUUAUAUUCAACUGCAAUUAACUCUGCUGCUAAAAAUUGUUAAAUGACAAAUGUAUCCUCUUUUAUUAAAUUUAUAUUUAUUUGUUUUAGUCAGUUAAUUAAUCCAUGAAAUUAUUUGAAAUAAAUGUUAU